Messenger RNA from Orbicella faveolata, 3178 nucleotides. RefSeq lists its product as uncharacterized. Gene Ontology annotation, molecular function: RNA binding; RNA helicase activity; zinc ion binding. NCBI's taxonomy places the organism in Eukaryota, Metazoa, Cnidaria, Anthozoa, Scleractinia, Merulinidae. The record is from RefSeq and is a predicted model, not a curated record.
UAAUUACUUAUUAUGACUAUCAUGACUUACACCCGACGGAUUAAUGUGGACGGUACUCACGGUAGGCCUAACCGUACAAAUAUAUUUGUGUAAGAUUGUGUGAUGGAGCCAAAGUGCGUCUGCUCAGAAAAUGUCUGUUUGUCUGCAUCGUUUUCUUGCUGACGAAAGAGGACAGAGACCCUUUGUAAUUUUUUUGGCGCUAAGAUGGCCGAGCGGGAUGAUGGGAAUUGGACCGGAACGCACGUGCUCCCUGGGGACGAAUUGUGAUCAUAUGUGGUGUAACUGGAUGCAACAUACUUGCGAAGUGCCGUUCCACGUGUGCACUAGAGGCGCUAGCGUCUUGGAAUUUACCUGGAGGAAAAUAUAUACUUGUUGUUUUCAGUUGAAGUGUUGAAGCUCUGGUCGAAAGCAAAAUGCAGGGUAGCUCACCAUCGUCAUGGUCUGGAAGUCGGACAGGAGAGGAUAGAACGGCCAGCUUCGACAACAACAGCAGUUAUUCAGCGUCAAAACUGCAAAACUAUUCAAGACCUCGACGAGAAGAAUUCAAGGCUUACGUAAAGAAUGUUCCUAUAGAUAUGACUAAGGAGAGUCUUGAAGCAUUUUUCAGAAGUUGUGGGAAUGUAAUAUCAACUCAUAUCGUGGAUCCCAAAGAGGGAAGGAACAGUACUAUUGGUUUUGUGGGAUUUUCAUCAGAAGAAGAGGUCAACAAUGCAAUAGAGAGAAUGAAUGGUACUAUGUUAGGAGACAACCAGCUAACAGUGCAAAGAGCAAUUCAACGAGACAGGGGUACUGGAACAUCCAGGAGAGGUCAAGAUGAUCUGUAUCAGAGGAAAGCAGAUUUUCAAUAUUCUACUGGUUAUAAAAAUGGUCAGACACCAUUUCAAGGUCACAGAACAGAACAACAUGAACAAGCUGUCGGAAGGGGGGCAGAUUUUGUUCAGCGCAAUAAUUAUAUUCAGCAACCUGCUGCAAUGCCCAACUGGCAUAACAACAUGGGUGGGAAAGUUGAACAAGCUGUGUUUAAUCCCAGAGGACCUGGUCGGGGGAUUCCUUUGCAGACACAUAGUCCCAGUCCUACACCAGGGAGAGACAGCAAUUACAUGAAUGGGGUAGCUAAUGGCUACUCAAGUAAUGCUCAAGGUCAGGUGAACUCAGCUUCAUGGACAAAUCAAGGACCCCAGCAGUGGCAUCAGUCUGGUCCUGUUGAUAAUCAGAGUGGACAGUUUACACACAGUACUAUGCCUCAAGACCCAUACACCCAAAUGGAUCAACAGGGACAAUUUCAAAAUGGUACAGUACUUUUGUACAUGGUGUGGUGUGAGAUGAAUCCAGCUUCAUUUACAAAUCAGAUGUCACAACAGUGGGAUCAGGCUAGUCCUGCUGAUAAUCAGCACUCCAUUAUGACUGGCCGGCUACCAUACAAUACCACAACUCAAGAACCAUACACCCAAACAAAUCAACAUGCACAAAAUGUUUCAGGAGACCAAGGCUGUUUUAAAUGUGGAGAGACUGGUCAUUUUGCAAGGGAAUGCCCAUCACAGGGACCUGAGAAGAGAAUGGCUCCAGUGACAUACAUUCCACCAGAACUUCCAGAUGAUAUAGAUGAACUUUUUAAGGAUGCACCUCACAGUGGUUUGAAUUUUGACAAGUAUGAUGACAUUCCGUAUAUUGUAUUUUCAUUUCAGGUUGCAUUUUUAGUUCCAGUGUUAACAUCUAUGGUUAAACAAGGUCACCUUAGUGGUGGCUUCUUAUCUGGUGAUACGCAAACUCCUUCAGCACUUUGCAUUGCACCAACUCGUGAGCUUGCUGUGCAGAUUCACAGAGAAUUUUGCAAGUUCUCUAAUGAAACUGUAAUAACUGCAGCAGUAUGUUAUGGUGGAGUUAGUGUGCAGCACCAGUUGGAUAGGCUAAGAAGGGGAUGCCAUGUUUUGGUCGCUACACCUGGACGCUUGGAUGACUUUGUUACUAGAAAUAAGGUUAGCCUGUCCAAUGUGCGCUACCUGAUCUUGGAUGAGGCAGACCGAAUGUUAGACAUGGGAUUUGAGUCUCAAGUGCGAAAAUUAGUGGAAAGAUGUGGAAUGCCUGAUAAAGCAAAUAGACAGACAUUAAUGUUUAGUGCCACGUUCCCGGAUGAGAUUCAACGUUUGGCAGCAGACUUCUUGAAGGAGGAUUACCUUUUUGUUGCUGUUGGUCGUAUUGGUGGAUCUAAUCUAGAUAUUUCCCAGACGGUAAUUUCUGUUCCUGGCGAUGACAAGCAGCAGAAGCUUUUUGACAUUCUGCUUCAGUCAGGCACAGACCGCACUCUGAUAUUUGUAGAGUUAAAACGCGUAGCAGACUUCUUGGCAUGCCUUUUGUCACAAAACAACUUUCCAACUACAAGUAUUAGCGGGGACAGAACGCAACAGGAGCGUGAAGCUGCACUGCGGGACUUCAGGAGUGGUCGAGCACCUGUACUUGUGGCAACAUCUGUGGCGGCACGAGGUCUAGACAUCCCGGAUGUGAAGCAUGUGAUCAACUUUGACCUUCCUCAGGACAUAGAGGAAUAUGUGCAUCGCAUUGGUCGCACUGGUCGAAUUGGCAACAAGGGAACAGCUACUUCUUUUUUUCAACCGGGAAAAGAUGAAAGGCUUGCACGCAGUUUAGUUAAAGUGUUGUCUGAGGCAUACCAGGAAGUUCCUGAGUGGCUAGAACAAGUAGCAGAAGAAGCAAUUGGAUCAUCAUAUGGCCCUGCCGGUGGCAAAUUUGCAUCCAAAGACAGGAGAGAGAGGGAACACUUUAGAGCAAGUGGGUCCGCAGAUGUCAUGGGACCUGUCAACAGAGGCAUGGCGCGACUUGAUGUUAAUGCAGCUCGUAACCAGCCUCAUCCCGGCCAGAACAACUCGAACAACGAGGACGAAGAGGAAUGGGACUAACUAAGACUCUUGCUAAUAUCAAAAUACUGAAAAUCGCCUGAAUGGAUCCUGGCGUGUUUUGUUAUUGUUUUAUUACAAAUGCGAGAAGUACUCGAUUGUUGCUAUUGUUUUAUUAGCUUCAAUUUUUCUUUGGGCGCUUGAGAAAGAUCGUUACGUUAUGUUAUGUUGUAGUAAAGUUUUAUGGUAAAGAAGUUGUGCAAUGUUAGAGGGAUUUUUCAACAUGUGUUUAUAAUGUUUCCAAAUAAUAAAAUGUGCGACUAAUCCAA